UGAAGAAGAAGAAGAAGAAGAAGAAGAUGAAGAAGUAGAAGCAAGAUGGCCAAAGGAGGGUGUGUGGGUGAACAACUGGUUACUUCAUCGUAUGGUUCGCCUGUUCCUUUGAUUGGGCUCUACAUCGUAGCUGCAACACUGGUAUGCUUCUUUUGCAUGACUUUUGAUUUGGUGUAUGGAUUCAUUCGGAAGAAACCCUUUUUGCCCUGUAAAUUGUUCCCUAUGAAUGCAUUCACCAUGACAAUGGUAGCAAUAGCCACGAAAAUCCCAGUUGAUCUUACCACACCUAUGCCUAGAGCUGAGGAUCAGCUCUCCAAGCUCACUGGCACUGCAUUGCUUUGCACCUCACUUGGGUUUUAUUUACCCUCACUGGGGACUAUGGGCACAUCCGAGCGCUACGGAAACUUGGCAGCAUUGAGCGUGAUGGUGAUUACUGUGGUUGCUAAUGUGUGUAUACAAAUGGGCACAGGUGUGAUCUUUGCCUUCACAACAGAACACAUCAUCAUCAUGGUCUGCAUCUUAGUAUUGCUUGUGUUGAUGUGGUCAUCUGCUAUAGCGUUUAGAGCCCAAAAAGAGCCCUGGAAACCUAUAUACAAUGAUUUGAUUAAAGAUUUAAAGCAUGAAAAGGGUGUGCAAGGAUUGAGAAAACUGUUAGUGAAGCUCCACAUAAUCAACUAUACAGGCAACCCUCAGACAUUGUUAUGUGAAAUUGCUCAUAAUCACACUUUUGGCUUAGUAUGUGCCCUAUCUUCAGCAGUUGUCUUAGAAGCCAUGCUCAGAUCGUUUGCCCUAAAAACUGUGAGGUUAUAUUGUGGUAGUGGUGUUUCUGACUACAAAUGGUCAAUUCCCAUCUUGAUUGUAGCCCAAUUUUUAACCAUUGCAGUGGGGAAUUUUUCCAUCAUCUUUAGAUGGCUUUCUUUUGUCAUCCACACUGACGGUUCAGUUGUUUAUCUUCGGCCAGAGCUAGAACUUGAAUUUCUGAAGUUGAAGGCCUUCUCUUUUAGGUUCUUCCACAGAAAGCUCUCUAAUGUCUUUCUAGUUUCCAAGAACUUUAUCUUGGAUGUGCUUAUACGAACCCAAAUCAUGUUGUUUAUAUGCAGCGGCUUCCUUUGGUCACCAAUUGCCAUUGUCAAGAUAUUGUUUUUGGGCGAAACAUAUGAGCAUAUCUUCGACGAGGAAAGCCGAGAUAUAAAAGAAAUGUUGAAAGAAAUGUCUACUUCUCAUUCUGAAAUAGAGCGCUUUGUAUUUGUAUGUGUGGAGUUCAACCCUUAUAACACUUGGAUGAGUAAAAUGGCCAUGAGAGACAUGAUGAGAUGGAGAAAUACAUAUAAGAGGGACUGCCCAACUCAUCUCAUCCAAUUGAUACCCAAUUGUCCUGCUUUUGCUUCAAAAUCAGAAUGUGCCUUCUCCUUCAUAAGAAAAUUAGAAGCUACAGGGAAAGGUUAUUUGAAGAGAUCAAUAGCUUCUGACUAUGAGUACAAAGUUUCGUGCGUAUCUGUGUUGGUCCUUUCUGCAAUGCUUGCAGAAUUGUUACCAUCUUCUUCCCAUAAGGAAUCUCUAAUGCAGAGCUUAAAGGAGUCAUUUGAAAUCAUUUAUUAUGUUGACCAGAAGACCACCCAUACCCCCAGUGAGUAUGAUCAAAUUAAAUGGAUGGUAGCAAAAGAUGUGUGGGCACAAUGGGAGAAUCCCAACCAUUGGUUCCAAGCCGAGAUCAUAUCGCGUGCAUUCAAGAAGAAAUCCAAGGAUUCCGAUUUGGAGCAACAUGAUGCCCUUGGGGUUCUUCGGGAAGCUUUUGAUGCUGCAGAAAAUUUUUAUGGGGAUGUUACAGAUUUACGCAUUGAUAUAAGUUCUGGUACACCAUUUGCUAUGAAGCACAAGACUUUCAUUGCAAUUGAAUUUUCGAUCAUUUGUCAAUUCAUAGUACAAGAAUUGGAGUGUGAACCAGAUAUGGAUGUGUUUGAUUUCCUAGCAAAGGGUUUUGUAGAAAUGCUUUGUUUUACCCUGCCCGGUCUCCCACUGGCCAUACUGAAGGAGAUCGACGGAGAUGAUCCAAUUGAAAUAGGCGAAGGAAGAGUGAAAACAGCCUUGAAGUUCCUUUGUAAACUUGAGUUAUUAGGUGACAAAGUCGAAUGGUCAUGGCCAGCAAAAUUUGACCCUAAAACUCAAGCAAAUGUUGUCCAUUCUAACUCUCCUGUAGUUGCUCCUGCUGCCUGUGUUUCAGAAGUUGAGGCUAGGAUUUCAAAUGUCGUCGAAGGAAAGGUUGGAAAUAGUGAUGCUUCCCUUGCUGUUGUAGAAGAAGAAGAUGAUGAUACAAUUAGAGAAAUAUGAUCUGAUGAGAUUGUAUGAAUGACGAUUUCAGUUCUUCUAAGUGUUCAAUAUCUAGUUUGUGGUAUCAUGUGGAUCAAUAUUGUGAUUAAAAAUUUUAUUUCACUGCUAACUUAUGAACAAUUUUUGCUUUCA
Molecule: messenger RNA, 2460 nt
Organism: Macadamia integrifolia
Lineage: Eukaryota; Viridiplantae; Streptophyta; Magnoliopsida; Proteales; Proteaceae
Exons: 3
Coding region: 46-2328 (760 amino acids)
Source: RefSeq, a predicted model, not a curated record